AUGCUGCGUGCAUCUCAAUCGUCGCUUCGGUCGCUGCUCCUCCGUCCACGUCGUUUCAGCACCGUCACCCUCGAAGCUUCAGAAGGCGAGAUGAACGUGACUCGCCACAACUUUUCGAAGCACUUGAAAGACCUGCAGAAGGAUCUACAGCUACCAACUUGCCGCUUGGUCGCCAUCGACACGGAGUUCACAGGUUUAUCGCCCAAUGAGCUCGAGCGCGAACAAUACCUAGACACGCUGGAGGAGCGUUACCACAAAGUGAAGCGUGCAGGCGAGAGCUUCCUCAUCACGCAGUUUGGGCUCUCCAUUGUGCAUUUGGAUCAGAAGGAUCAGUUCCACAUAAAGACUUGGAACUUUUACGUAUUCCCAAGACCGUACGGCUCGCUGGACGAGCGCUUCUUGUGCCAAGCCUCCAGUCUGCAAUUUCUGUCGGAACACGGCUUCGACUUUAACAAGUUCAUUGGAGAUGGCAUCCCAUUCGUGAAUCUAGCCAAGACUCCAGCGAUGAAGAAGCGUCUGCAGCGUCGUAUUGACGGACUGACAAAGGUUAACAAGAACUUGCAACUAUCGGACGAUGGCAUGGCCUUCCAGAAGGACGUUAAGCAACAGCUGGCUAAAUGGAUCGCUGGUGGAGCCAAGAAGGGCGAGAAGCUGUUUGUGCCCACGAGGAACUCGUUUUACUCCAUGAUCGUGCAUGAGACAGCGCGUGCCAAGGCCAGUUAUCUGUACUCGGAAGCUGCCGACGGUGGCGUGCAGGUGUCGUAUUUGUCCAAGAAAAUGAAGGAUGAACUGAUCGCUGCUAAGGUGAAGGAGAUGAGAAAAGAGAUGGAUGAAGCCAUUGGCUUCUCCAAGGUGAUCGAGGCUCUGAGUGAGAGCAAACUGCCGGUGGUCGGACACAACGCUCUACUGGACUUUGUGUACGUCUUCCACCAGUUCUGUAAGCCCCUCCCAGAGACCUUAGCGGAGUUCAAGACGCAGCUUCUGGAGCUCUUCCCGACUAUCUACGACACAAAGCACGUUACUUUGCGGUCUCCUCUUGGCGAGAAGCUCAAGUCCACGGGUCUAUCGUCGCUGUUCGAGUACAUGCGUGAGAAUGUCAAGCCGGAGCCUGAAAGUCUCAUCCCUUCAGACAAGCGCUUCGAUACAUACCGUGAGGCUCUUAAGGCUGAAGCUGACGGCAACGAGAGCUUGCUGUGCCACGAGGCUGGCUUCGACGCGUUCAUGACUGCUGUGUGCUUCCUUGGUCUGUUAGCUCACGACUCCAAGGGUGAGUUACCUGACCAGCUCGUGCCUAAGGAAGGCAGCUCGGCUCGUCUUAAAGUGCGUCUGGAGGAGCUGGAGAGCUUCAAGAACCAGCUGAACCUCAUGAUCUCGGACCAGAGCUUCCUGGACCUUGGCAAUGUUGAACAGACGAUCGAUCGCGCUCGUGUGUACCGUGUAACUAGCACUACUAAGCGCCGGAUUCAACAUGUACGCAUGGAGGACGUGUUCGAGUCGUCCAAGGUGCAACGUAUCGUCCGUGAGAGCGACCAAGACGCGUAUGUUGUGCUCACGGAGCCUGCAACAGUGAACGACGAGGUGAAAACACAGCUGGGCUUGAACAUCUCCACGUACGACGAACAUGUAGCUGCUGAAGCCGAGACGGUUCGUGAGAGGAAGGAGCAGGCAGAUCUUAAGCUGUUUGAGAAGAUCUUGGCUGCCCGCGCCUCAACAUCAAGCGUAGAGACGAAGGAAGAGACAUCCUCGUGGAAUAGCUGCACGAUUUCGUAG
Molecule: messenger RNA, 1770 nt
Organism: Phytophthora infestans T30-4
Lineage: Eukaryota; Oomycota; Peronosporomycetes; Peronosporales; Peronosporaceae
Product: Poly(A)-specific ribonuclease PARN-like protein
Exons: 1
Coding region: 1-1770 (589 amino acids)
Cellular component (GO): cytoplasm
Molecular function (GO): RNA binding; 3'-5'-RNA exonuclease activity
Source: RefSeq, a predicted model, not a curated record